AUGCUUUCAGGGAUCCUGAUUUUUAACCAGAAGGGCGAGAACCUCAUCUUUCGCGCUUUCCGAAGUGACUGCCGCCCGCGUCUCGCCGAUAUCUUUCGCAUUCAGGUCAUCUCCAAUCCCCAAGUCCGCUCCCCGAUCCUGACCCUGGGCUCGACCACCUUCAGCCAUGUUAAGCAUGAGAAUAUCUACAUCGUCGCCGUGACGAAGAGCAAUGCCAAUGCUGCCUUGGUCUUUGAGUUCCUCUACCGGCUGAUACUGCUGGGAAAGAGCUACUUUACCAAGUUUGACGAGGAGGCCGUCAAGAACAACUUUGUGCUGAUUUAUGAGUUGCUUGAUGAAAUCCUCGACUUUGGAUACCCUCAAAACACCGAGACCGAUACGUUGAAAAUGUACAUCACAACCGAAGGUGUCAAGUCCGCCAUUGCGAACUCCCCUACAGACUCAAGCCGAAUUACCAUGCAAGCGACCGGUGCGCAGUCAUGGCGUCGCUCGGAUAUCAAAUACCGCAAGAACGAAGCCUUCGUGGACGUAAUCGAAGACGUCAACCUCCUGAUGUCAGCGACCGGCACAGUCCUACGCGCGGAUGUGAAUGGCCAGAUCGUCAUGCGAGCAUAUCUAUCCGGUACCCCAGAAUGCAAGUUCGGACUAAACGACCGACUACUCCUCGACACAAGCGAUACCUCCGGCGCCAUGAAGAGCCGUGGUGGUGGCGGGACCUCAGGCGCGGGGAAGACGACUCGAGCGGCAGCGGGCUCUGUCACGUUGGAGGACUGCCAAUUCCAUCAAUGUGUUAAGCUGGGUCGAUUCGAUGCUGACCGGAUUAUCUCGUUCGUGCCGCCGGACGGCGAGUUCGAGCUAAUGCGGUACCGCGCUACGGAGAAUGUGAACCUUCCCUUUAAGGUUCAUCCUAUUGUGCGGGAGAUUGGAACAACGAAGGUUGAGUAUAGCGUUGCGAUUAAAGCGAAUUACAGUGCGAAGCUCUUCGCUACGAACGUUGUUAUUCGAAUCCCGACUCCUCUUAAUACCGCCAAGACUACUGAGCGUACUAGCCAGGGACGCGCGAAGUAUGAGCCCGAGCAGAAUAAUAUCGUCUGGAAGAUUCCUCGCUUCUCGGGCCAGGCGGAGUUUGUGCUUAAUGCUGAGGCUACGCUUACUUCGAUGACACACCAGAAGGCUUGGAGUCGUCCGCCGCUUAGUCUGUCGUUCAGCUUGCUUAUGUUUACUUCGUCCGGUCUGCUGGUUCGGUAUCUCAAGGUCUUUGAGAAGGGCAAUUACAGCUCUGUCAAGUGGGUGCGGUAUAUGACACGCGCUGGAAGCUAUGAGAUUCGGUAG
Molecule: messenger RNA, 1332 nt
Organism: Penicillium malachiteum
Lineage: Eukaryota; Fungi; Ascomycota; Eurotiomycetes; Eurotiales; Aspergillaceae
Product: AP-2 complex subunit mu
Exons: 2
Coding region: 1-1332 (443 amino acids)
Biological process (GO): intracellular protein transport; clathrin-dependent endocytosis
Cellular component (GO): cytoplasmic vesicle; AP-2 adaptor complex
Molecular function (GO): clathrin-cargo adaptor activity
Source: RefSeq, a predicted model, not a curated record